AUGGACAUUCAGAUGACCCAGACGUUGAUGGCGACUGUCGAGCUAAUGAACACCACUCUCGACACAGCACCUGACUCCUGGCGUGACCACCUACAAGCUAUACGUACUACGACCGACGACUUCGAGCUAGCCGAUACAACUCCUGACGAAGAACGCAGACGUUGGCAGAUACCUCUCAUCAGUGUCUUCCAGCGCGUGGCGUUUGCUGAUGCUGAUAAUGGUCCCAUACCCGACAUAGCGGAUUGGUGUCUACGGCAAUUGCUGACUCUGCUGCAUGUUUACCCUAGUGAUGUUGAGAUCUUGGAUUGUAAAUCACAGCUACAUUUGAACGAAUCAUCUCUGACCUUCACAGUGAUCGGCCGAAACUGGCUGCUACGAGCUCAACAGCCGCUGGCAAGCAUAGCACAAGCAGAGAAUGACUCCUCCAGUGGCGACCCAAGUACGUUCGGGGAGCCAGAUGCAAUCACUAGAACAAUUUCUGAAACCGAGAGGCGGCUCUAUGAUGCGGAUUAUGUUGAAGCGCGAAGGCUGUUGGUACAAGCUGCCGAUUACCUUAAGCGUGCGGUAGAUGCAGCUUUGGCAGAGGCACGGUUAACCGAGACUCUUCUUUCAACGGCUGCCAAAGCGUUUAGGAGUCUCGACAACGUCAUGUCCGCCCGGGACAUUAAUGGCGACAGUCGAGCUAAUGAACGUUACCCUGAACACAACACCUAA
This is a messenger RNA of Pyrenophora tritici-repentis Pt-1C-BFP, 714 nucleotides long. Lineage: Eukaryota; Fungi; Ascomycota; Dothideomycetes; Pleosporales; Pleosporaceae. The record is from RefSeq and is a predicted model, not a curated record.